Messenger RNA from Diuraphis noxia (Russian wheat aphid), 1161 nucleotides. RefSeq lists its product as uncharacterized. The record is from RefSeq and is a predicted model, not a curated record. Lineage: Eukaryota; Metazoa; Arthropoda; Insecta; Hemiptera; Aphididae.
AACAGUCAUUYUGUACGUGAACGCGAUCGCGUGCAGUGUUAUUAAUUUGUUCUAGUCAACAAAAUAUACAUGGCACACGAUAGAUAAUAGAUACUUAGCUAAUUGUAACGGUAUAGAUAUUAUAAGUAAUACAAAGGUGCAUAAGUGAUAGUAAAUAGCAACAAUGAUUACGCGUGUGGUGAUAACAAUCACAGUGGUGUGUCUCGCGAUUUCGAAUUUAGCCACAGCAACGGCGGAAGCGGAAGCUAGCCUAAAACAGUCAGUGGAGGUAUUGGAUACGAAAGUACAGCAGCAAAACGUCGUCACGGACGACGAAGGGAUUACAAUUAACGUGACUGCCAUUGCAGCCAGGUUCAUCAAUGAUUACGUGACACCCACAUUAUGUUCAUACUCACCAGAAAUUUGUGCUAAGCACCAACUACAGAGCAGAGAUAUGAAAAGCUAUUUGGCAACGGCCGGAACAUUAUUCGCGGGAGUGUUGGGCGUCAUGAUAAGUAAAAUAUCGUUGCUGAUUGUGUUAUCGGUGAUGUCCACUGUCAUCGGAAAACUGUUGCUACUCUACGCUUUAUUCAAGACCAUCCCAUACCAUGACUACCACGACCAUUACAAAUACAAGUCAGCCUACCACCACGCACAGCCAUUCGUCAAGUAUACCAAAGACAAGUACUACAUCAAAAACACGCCGUCAAUCCACAGUCACGACGUAGUCGUCGACUUGCCUAUUGAGCAUUCCUCCCCUUACUAUGAAAAUUCACCGUACGUCCUAGAAUCUUCUGUUCAUGAUCAUAAGUUAAAAGGAGUGUCAUACUACAAACGAUAAYASACCACCAAUGGUGGUCUACCACUACACUGGUACAUCACCUGUCAAUUUAAUAACCACCCAAUCAAUUUCAUAAGCAAAAAAACAAUAUAUUUCAUAAUUUUCUACAAGGUUUUUACUAUUAUAUUAUAAUUUUGCAAUAAUUCACCAGCUAUCAUUCGCUUGAGCGGUCGAAAAUUCUAGAGGGCGAAAUCACAAAUGUUGACCUUCUCUCYUUAUACCCUUAACAAUCAGCUAGYUUGUCAAGGAUGAUUGGAUCUAAGACUUAAAUAUUAGAUAAAACCUAUAUUUAUUUAUUUAUUGUUAAAAAUGUAUUUAUUGAAUCGUAUAAUUUCUAUUGA